UUAAUAAUGAUUGUUUUUCCUUCACAGGUAUUGAAACUGUAAGCUGAAGCUGGAAUAUACUUGUUAUAAGAGCUAAAGAAGCUGAAUUUUGAAGUUGACGGAACUACAGUCAGAGCUUGUUAAGAAGGAGAUAUGCUUGAUAUCUUGAUACAUUGAGAGCGAUGGAUGGAAACAUGCUGGAAGCUUUUCGAGAAAAGGAGAUCGCUGAAAUGAUGAUGACCAGCAGCAACUACAGUGUUGCUAGGGACAAGUUACUCAAAGCAAAGGAUCUUUUCCCAUCGCUUGAUAACAUCACUGGAAUGUUAACUGUCUGUGACAUACUAUGUGCUGCCAAUGUUGGGAUCUCUGGUUAUUCAACUGACUGGUACUGGAUUCUUCAGCUCAAACCAGGGGCAGAUGAAUCUACAAUAGAGUCUCAGUUUUGCAAGCUCAUUAACCUCUUGGAACCCAUCAAGAAUGAGUUCCCUGGCACUGUAUCUGCCCUGAAACUCAUAAAGAAAGCAUUCCAUGUCCUCUCUGACCGAGAGAGGCGGGAAGAAUUUGAUAAGAAGAGACUUGGUGAUUGCCGGGCUUAUGGGUCGGAUUUACGGGAGCAACCUGACAUGGAAGUUGUAAAAAGGAAAACAGAAGCCAUUUCGCAGAGUUCUGCCGGGCUGAUGAGGAUUGGAGGUGAUACUUUUGAUGUAAUUAACGAGUUGAGCUGUUCAAUAAAGAACCAUAAAAUGAAAACAUCUAAGGAUGUUACUGAGAAGGGAGUCCAGAAUGCUGUAAUAUAUACAGGGGAGCAGGCCUUAAAUGAUUUUAGCAUUUUUGACGAGCCUAGAAAGAAAAUUCGUGCACAAGAGGCAGGUUGGAUUUCCUCUUGCAUGGGGACUGGCUCAAAUAGAGGAUUAGGGGGGAGACCUCUUAACAGUAUGAAGUCAACAGUGGGUUCACAAAGAAAUCCAUCACGGUCACUUUGUAAAAUGCCCAACUCAGACUACUACAACUUCAACAAUAAUAGGAAGGCUGAGGCCUUUUCAGUGGGUCAGGUUUGGGCUGCUUACGAUCAAGAGAAAAUGCCUCGCCGCUACUAUCGGAUCUGUGGCUUUACCAUGUUGCCAUUUCAAUUACGCUUCACAUGCUUGAAACCUAUACCUGGUUGUGCUGAUGAGGAAAGGUGGUGUACAGCUGGAUUGCCUGUUGCUUGCGGGGCCUUCAAACUUGAUAUGGAUUCAAUGAUGAUGGGGGGAGCAUCAAAAUUUUCCCAUGUGGUGUCUCAGGUUGCAACUGUUACAGAUCAGCCAGUUGAAAUUUACCCCCGAAAAGGUGAGGUUUGGGCAAUUUAUAUAGACUGGAAACCAUUUGAUUGGUGUGCUGAUCCCAAGACUAGAAAAGGAUACAGACUGCAGAUGGUUGAAAUAGUCACAAGCUUUUCACAAGAAGCAGGUGUGAGGGUUGUAUGCUUGGAGAAGGUAAAUGGAUUCAGGAACAUUUUCCAAAGACGCCCAGACAAUGGGAGUAAAUCCUAUUUCCAGAUUCCUGGAGCACAUUCAUAUACUUUUUCUCAUAUGGUCCCUGCCUUCAGAUUUGCAGGUGGAGAGAUGAAUGGAAUUUCUGCAGGGAUGUUUGAGCUGGACCCUUUGGCUGGUCCUGCAGAGUUGGUUCAAGGGAUGGCCAAAUCAUUGGGAGAAGAGAGUUCUAGCGACUAUUCAAGCUCCACCGAUUGUCCUUCGAUCCCUACUGCCAUUAUUAUGUCAAAGCCAGAGGUUGAGGAGGAUUUGAAGUCUCAAUGGACAGCAAAGGAUUUUGUCUCAGAUCAAAUAUGGGCUAUAUAUGAUGGUCCUGAUUUCUUGCCUCGACAAUAUGUGAGAAUUAAGAAUUUGAUUUCUAGUAGUAAAGUUUGUGUCACACUCUUGAAGCCAUACCCCAUACAUGACGAUGAGGUCCAGUGGGUCAAAGAGAAUUUACCAUUUGUUUGUGGAUUAUUUCGAGCUGAUAGAAUCACCUGCGACUUGCACUUAUCUAGAUUCUCUCAUCUAGUGAAGUGUGAGCGAAGCAAGGAUAAGUCUUUCUACAGGGUUUACCCUAAGAAGGGUGAUAUUUGGGCAGUAUAUAGGAACUGGAACAGCAAAUGGACGAGAUCUAAUUAUAAUGGUCGCUGUUGUAGGAUUGUCGAAGUCCUUUCAGAUUUUUCUGAGGAGUCUGGGCUGAGAGUAGCCAGCUUAGUUGAAGUGACGGGUUUCCUUACUUUCUUUCGAAGGCAAUUAGACGAUGGUUAUGAACUUUUGCGGACAGUUUCCAGAAGAGAGAUGCUUAGUUUCUCUCACCAGAUACCAGCUUUCAUUGUUGCAGGUAUUGAAACCCAUGGCCUACCACAAGGUUCUUUGCACCUGGAACCUGAUGCAUUACCUUCUGCAUUAAGCAACUAGUUCGUAUCAUCCAACCAUGAGUGAUAUGCUUCUUGUAAAGAAAAAGAAUGAAAUAUCAUUCAUUGUAAAGAAAAAAAAGACAUACAUACUAAUUUACUACCACUUCCUGUAUAUAUCCCUAAUAUUCACCACUACUCCUUUCCCUCUAUCUCUUGCUCAGUUUGACAUCUUACAUCUUAUUACAUUUGGUGGAUGGCUAUAUGAU
Telopea speciosissima is the source of this 2616-nucleotide messenger RNA. RefSeq lists its product as uncharacterized. Bases 162 to 2411 code for a protein of 749 amino acids. Lineage: Eukaryota; Viridiplantae; Streptophyta; Magnoliopsida; Proteales; Proteaceae. The transcript is spliced from 2 exons. The record is from RefSeq and is a predicted model, not a curated record.